AUGGCCGACAGAACAGAUGGCAUUCAGGAACAGCAGCAGCAACAGCAGCCCUCGGCACUGCUGGUGCUAACACAGCACAGCGAAACAGGGAGGACAAUUUCAGCCUCCCAGCAAUGUCACUCCAGAGAAGCCAGCAAUCAUCCGUCCGAAUAUGUCGAACAGCAGCAGCGCACCAGCACGGCCAUCUUUUAUUCUUUUGGCUCUGGUCACUUCGAAUUCGGGCGCAUUUACUUCCUCUUGCUUGUAUUUUCGGAUCUGUUUCAACUGGUACAGCUGAAAAUCAGUUGUUGGUCUGUAGUCGAUGAGACGUAG
Gongylonema pulchrum is the source of this 312-nucleotide messenger RNA. The record is from the annotation of a GenBank genome assembly. NCBI's taxonomy places the organism in Eukaryota, Metazoa, Nematoda, Chromadorea, Rhabditida, Gongylonematidae.